Hansenula ciferrii is the source of this 2322-nucleotide messenger RNA. RefSeq names its product Esc2p (gene ESC2). Gene Ontology annotation, molecular function: protein binding. Lineage: Eukaryota; Fungi; Ascomycota; Saccharomycetes; Phaffomycetales; Wickerhamomycetaceae. The record is from RefSeq and is a predicted model, not a curated record. The transcript has a single exon. The coding region runs from base 1 to 2322 and encodes 773 amino acids.
AUGUCUGACUCUGAUAUCGAAAUAGUGGACGAGAGACCGCUGGAAACGGUAAUUUUAUUAGACUCUGAUAACGAUUCUGAUGAUUUUGUCUAUGAAGCUGAUGAGAGACAAGAGGUGAUUGAGCUAGACGAACCUUUGGGAAAAUCAAGUAAUGUCCCUAGUCCACAGUCCGAUGAUAUCAAUGAUCAUGAUGAAGUCCUUGCAGUAACACAACAAGCUGCUAACGUUACCGCUGGUGGUGAAUCAGGACAAAAAGCUGAAAAAGAGAGUAUCACAAACAUGAAAGUGCCUGAAAUUUCAAUAGACAAACCAUUAAGCAGUCCUCAAAAGAAAUCCAAUGAUAAAGAGUACUGGCUGAGCCUAUCAAGUGAACCAAAUACUGAUAAUGAAGCUGAUGUUCAUAAUAAACCGUCAUCUCAAGACGAGGGAAAGGGACCAGGAGAAAAAGAAUUAAUCAAACAAUCAGAACAACCAGUAGAGUCACCAGAGAAAGCACCAAAAGAACCAGUGGAAAGCAUCGACCUACAUGCGAAACUUACAGAGGCCCCUGAUCAAGAAGAACAAAUCGUGCACAAAGAUAGACAAGAUGCUAUUCUAAGAAGUGAUGAUUCAUUGGGAACAGAAGGAGGAAGGGAAUCGUCAAAGAAGGUACAGAAAGAUGAAACAUUUUCAGGAUCACCAUUGAAGCAAAUCACUAAUACUGAUACUGUAUCUACAAAUGAACUUGUUCCUCAAGAUGGGAACAUUGAUGAGGCAACACCAAAAGCUCAAGAAUCUUCUAAAGAGAGUAGUGCUCAGCAAUCACCAACUAAAGAUUCACCUACAAAAGAACAAACAACUAGCUCAGUGCAACCACAAUCAACAGCUCAACUUUCCCACGAACCAAUUAAUGACGAAAACUCACCACUCAAGUCCACUGAUCAAAGUAAUAAUAAAACAAAUUCCAAAUCAUCUGAUAAAUCACCUUCAAAGGAAUCAACAGACACCUUAAAAACUUCGAAGCCACCAGUGAAAGAAGUACCCAAACGUGCAAAACCGAGUAUACAAGAUGAUUUCUUUUCAAUGAGUUUUUCUGCACCAAUAUUAGAACCUAAAAAGAAGAAAAAGAAGAAGCUCAAAAGAAAGCUUUCAGAAGAACCAUCAACUGUUCCAGCCGAAUCAUCAAGUACAGUUACUCCUCAAGAUCUACCAAAGCUGACAACUACUGGAUCUACAAGCUCGGAUCAAACAUCAAAGGAGAAUCAAAAUGAGGGAACACCAAAGAAGAAGAAACGUCUUGCACGUCCACUUACACCACCUCCGAUUGAUGAAGAUAUUUUUAAGGAAGAGUUUGCCGCUAGAAUGAAUCAAUUAAAUAGACUUACAGGUGAUGACGAUCCUGCAGAAAUGUUGUUUGAUGAAGAUGAUCAAUAUAAACAUAAAUUAGCCCAGCUUGAAAAAAUGAAAAAAAGUUUCGAAAGCGAGAAACAUGUAUCAGAUUCAAAUUCAAGAGAAGAUUCUGAAGAACCUUCGAAUCCAAAUACCAAGUCAAGAAAAUAUAUUUUGCAUAUUACUUCUUUCCUUCCUGGAAGUCAAAACAAUGCAUUAGAUAUUGAUGUAAAAGGUAAUAAGAAAUUUCAUGCUGUUAUAAGUAAAACCUUGAGUUAUCUUUUAAGUUUGGGAAUAGUACCAGAUGCGUUCAAAGUUCUAUAUCGUGUUGAUCAAAUUACGUUAUUUUGGGAUAAAGUAAAAAUUCAAGAUUUUAUGAGACCUGAUUCUCUCAGGCUUCCAGAACCAUCAUCAGGUGAAUCUACCGUUAUAGAAUUAGGUCUUUAUACUAAAUCACAAGCUGAAGAAAUUGAAAGAUAUAGAUUAUUGGAACGUGAAGAAUUAUAUAGAAAAUUGGCUCAAAAAGAAGCCAUGGAAGCUGAAGCUGAAAGAUUGGAAAAAGAAGAGAAAGAAAGAGAAGAGAGAGAGAAGUUGAUGUUUGAUAAAGAAGAAGAAGAUCCUUUCAAAGAUGAUGAGUUGUUCAAAAAUAUUGAAGCUGAUGUACCAACUAACGCAUCAAGAGAGGCUACUUUACAACCAAAUAAUGAGAAAGAAGAAGAAGGGUUUUUCAAGAUUGGUCUCAAAGGUGAAGAUAAUAAAAAAAUUAUUGUUAAGGUCCAUGCAGAAACUCAAAUUAAUAAAUUAGUUGAGCAUUUCAUUAACAAGAAAGGCCUUCCACCAACUACUAAAUUGAAAUUAGUUUUCGAUGAUGAAGAUAUUGACCUCGAUGGUACCGUCGGUGAUACUGAACUAGAAGAAGACUUCACUGUUGAUGUUAUAGUGAUGAAGAAAUAG